This is a messenger RNA of Acaulospora morrowiae, 2136 nucleotides long. The record is from the annotation of a GenBank genome assembly. NCBI's taxonomy places the organism in Eukaryota, Fungi, Glomeromycota, Glomeromycetes, Diversisporales, Acaulosporaceae.
AUGUCUCAACUAAUGCACGUAAUUCCUUCUGUAACACUUCAUAGAAAGAUGGUAGACCACAAAGGUUACAUAUUAUUGUUGUUGAUGUUGAUGUUUAUCUUAUCAACGUCGAACACAGCUUAUGCAAAAAUAUCGUUAUACGAUUCAUCAAGUAACGAGUUGAUAUCCUUGCCAAAUGUCGAUUUCUCAUUUUCUUACUACCAAGGUCCGAGCCCCGAUUAUUAUAAGAGGGACAUGAUAAUCCAAGGGAAGAUGGAAAUCGCAAAGUUUAAACAACAGAUGAACGCCUCGAGUGUUUCCGGAAACGAGAUCAAUGACACCAUUUCAUCACCGUGUACGCUUGAACCUAUCUCUGUUGGGAUUGCUUUGUUAGUCAUUCCAUUCGACAAAGCAAUGGAGCUUGGUUGCAGUUCAAUAGACGAUUUGAUUUUGAGUAACAGUUGGAUAACGCAAGACGUAACAUCGCCGUCCAACAAUCAAACCAGUUCGUCAAAUGAUGUUAAAAAACGAGCAUUGCCCUGCGAAAGAAUGCAACCGCGAGGUUGUAAGGAUCGGUGUAACAAAUUUGUGAGGAUAGAUAAAAAAACAAACCAGUUGAUGAAACGAGAUGAUUCUGAUUCAUCUUCAGAUAUUCCUCGAGUGAUCGUUCUUACUUCAACGAACGGCGGAGAUCCUGGAGUAAAAGAGCCGAUUAGUGAUCAAGGCGAGAUACUGAAAGCCAAGACGGGGUUGACGUUGCUCCGAAAAAGUGAUAUGGAUCAACUGAUGAAUCUCGCAAACAUGACCAGUAAAGUAACUGUCACGUCCGAUAAUGGUCCAUGGGUUCGCUUACUAAAAAGUCGAACUUGGAUUGCGUGGUCCACCAUAUUGGGCGUUGUUUACGGCUUAAUAUUUAUAUUUUCGUGUGGCAUCAUGUGUUAUUCCCUUCGGUUUUGGACGCUCCCCGAAAAUCCGACAAAGUUUAUUUUAAAUCCAAACUUGUUUGUGUUACCUGGCAUCGCCUUUUGCUCAAUGGCUUCGUUGAUUAUUCUUCAUAUCGAUCCGGGAAAUGUAAAAGAAUUGAUCUCUGCAGCUAGCUAUUCAAUAAUCGAUGGUGUCGUUUUCCUUUUGCUUUGCAUAUUUUACGUUGCCCUACAAUAUUCAUGGAUAAAAGCAUCAGUAGAAACAACAAAGUGUGACAUAAAGCUUUCCCCUAUAGUUAAACUGGCUGCCGAAUUUCAAAGACUUCUUUUGUUAUUCGGUAUUUGCAUGGCAGUGGGAUUAUUAUUUUUCGAAUUUGUGACUGAAACGUCAAAAAAUGUGCACUUCUCGACGGUCUUUUUGAUCGUUAACAAAUUGUUAUUUGUUGUUCUGAUGAAUCUGGGCUACUUGACAUUUGGAGUGUUUAUGAUUUAUGACUUUGCAACCGAUCGCGAAAUUAAUCAAAAAAUUGGCGACUCGCUGACGUUCAAGUUUUCCAGCAAGGCUGACAAAGGAAAAGCGCUGCAGGUCUUAAUCGCCAUGAUUAUCCUUAUGGUUUCCUUCUCCUUCCUGACAAUUUCAAAUGUCGCUUCGUUGAACCUUAAACCUACCAUUGACAAUUUCUGGAAGAACAGGGUAACGGAAGAUCUGUCUAAGGCAAUAUCGAUGAUUUCAAUGUUAAUCCUUUUGCGAUCACAUCAACUCUCUCGAUUUCUGGUGAACCCCGUCUCAAGCCACUUAAAGAGUCGUCCAAUGAAUCGUCCACUACAUCUGACGCCUGAACAAAUUGAAGAAGAUGAGCGUAUAAAUUCUGCCGCCUACACCACACGAAUGACGGUGGUCAAACCCGAACCCACCUAUCGGAUAAAUCGGCUACCUGUAGAAUAUUAUGAUGAUAACUCGAUUGAGAAAUUUAGAGGUGGUGGUUAUCUGGGAGGUGUGAAGGAAAAGGGUGGACUAAAAGGAGAACUAGUUGCUGACAGCGGAAAUUUAGGUGGUGAUGGCAUAGGUAAUGAAGGCGAGAAACGUAGGAAUUUUGAAGGAGAUGGGAUAAGUAAUGAGGACGAUACAACGAAAAAUUAUUUAAUACCCAAAGACAUUUUAAACUUCCGUAAUAUAAAAUUCACCCAUGGUGACAAAAGUGAAAUUAGUAUAUUCGAUAUAAUCGAUUUAUAG